UUAUGUCCCCCAAUAAAUUCGAAAUGAACAAUCUAGAAAAAUCAGUGGACGAGGAAACAACAAAAGGCGAGAAAAAAGAUUCAUCAAGUGCAGUGCUGGAGACGGAACCGUCAGAUUCAGGAAUGGCUGCUGCUUCCGCCACGGAUGGUGUCGCUGCGACGGCACUACGGUCGGUAAUUCAGCGGAUUGAACACGUGGCUGAACGAUGUGGCCGCAGAUCGGACCAAGUAAGGCUGGUGGCUGUAAGUAAAACUAAGCCAGUAUCUCUCCUCAAACAAGUUUACGACGCCGGUCAUCGUUGUUUCGGUGAAAAUUACGUCAAAGAGCUGAUUGAGAAAGCUCCUCAGCUUCCAGAUGAUAUAGAGUGGCAUUUCAUAGGGAAUUUGCAGAGCAAUAAAGUCAAGCCACUUUUAACUGGAGUGCCAAAUCUUGCUAUGGUGGAGACAGUAGAUGAUGAAAAGAUUGCAAAUCAGCUUGACCGUGUGGCUGCGAACAUUGGAAGAAAGCCAUUGAAAGUUUUUAUCCAAGUUAAUACAAGUGGGGAAGAAACUAAAUCUGGUGUUGAACCAGAUGGGUGUCUGGAACUCGUGAAACAUGUUACUUCAAACUGCCCUAAUCUUGAAUUCUGUGGCUUGAUGACUAUUGGAAUGCCAGAUUAUACAUCGACUCCUGAGAACUUUAAGACUUUAGCAAAAUGUAGAAGUGAAGUUUGCGAGGCACUUGGAAUAUCUGAAGAUCAAUGUGAGCUGUCAAUGGGCAUGUCAGGCGACUUUGAACUUGCUGUGAGUGACCUGACUUGUCACUAAGCACAUCAAAUCAUUAGUUGAGAUGGGCAGUACAAAUGUUCGAGUUGGAUCUACUAUAUUUGGUGCAAGGGAAUAUUCAACGAAGUAGUCGUCGAACUAGGUUGAUGAACCCAGUUUAGUGAAGAGAGCUUGAGCCAAACUUGUACCUUAAGAUUUUGCAGCUUGAUGUCGGAAUCUGAGUGUUUGUACGAUGCCACUAUGGACCUCAUUGGCUAUGUGGCCUACAAUAUCCUGUCUGUAUUCUAUCUAUUAUUACUGCUGAACAUAGUCUUGACUCUUGAGCUGCGAUCUAGAUGUUCAAUAAUAUUUUGGGAUUUGAUAGACUCUCGUCUAGAUGUUCUAAUUGAUGAUAAUCUGUAGAAUACUUUUGGUCC
Molecule: messenger RNA, 1180 nt
Organism: Solanum pennellii
Lineage: Eukaryota; Viridiplantae; Streptophyta; Magnoliopsida; Solanales; Solanaceae
Product: pyridoxal phosphate homeostasis protein-like
Exons: 7
Coding region: 3-806 (267 amino acids)
Cellular component (GO): intracellular anatomical structure
Molecular function (GO): pyridoxal phosphate binding
Source: RefSeq, a predicted model, not a curated record